Megalops cyprinoides (Indo-Pacific tarpon) is the source of this 3535-nucleotide messenger RNA. RefSeq names its product la-related protein 1-like. Gene Ontology annotation, cellular component: cytosol; cytoplasmic stress granule. The transcript has 19 exons. The coding region runs from base 246 to 3401 and encodes 1051 amino acids. Lineage: Eukaryota; Metazoa; Chordata; Actinopteri; Elopiformes; Megalopidae. The record is from RefSeq and is a predicted model, not a curated record. Gene Ontology annotation, biological process: positive regulation of translation; mRNA stabilization. Gene Ontology annotation, molecular function: RNA cap binding.
UCGCUGUCGAUUUCAAGAGGUGGUCGGCGAUUCCCUUUAAGAUAAAUGUGUUAAUUGCCCGUGAUCGAGGCGAAUUUGGACCAGGUUUUGGAGUGGACGAAAGGGGACAGACUGUUCUCAUUUGCGGAGUACAACAUAUAUUUUUUUUGUUCUGAAGCUGAAGACGAAAUUGGGAGUAACGUUAGUUAGUCUAGCGAACGUCAGCUCGCCUGGCUCGGGAAUAGACGGAGGGGGGAGAAGGGGACAUGGCCACUCAGGUGGACACUCUCUUACCCAACAGUCCUCUAACGAAGCCGGAGGAGCCUGGGAGUGCAAGCGCUGAGAAGCACGGGGAGGAACGCUCGGAGAAAGGGGCGAAGCAGACCGCUGCUGCUGCUGCUGCAGACGGCGGCAGACUUCUGGAAGGAGGCGAGCCGCUUUCCGAGGAGCGGCGCAGACGGCAGGUAAAAGACGGGAGCAGCGGCCACGCAAAGGAGAGCGUGAAAGAGGAAAGCGCUCCGCACGGAAAGCCCUCUCACCACGCAGAAACGGACAAUCAGGCGGACGAAAGCGCAAAAUGCGGCAAGAAAGAGUUGGCCGUGGCGCCCCCUCCGAAGGUGAACCCAUGGACUAAGAAAAUGAAUGCUGUGACCGUGGUCAGUGUGAACGGACCUCAUCCUAAUGAACCAUCCCUACCAACCAGAGUGGUGAGAGCAGGAGCCCCACGGACACGGAGAGGAGGGAAAGUCGGAGACUUUGUCGACACCAACAGCUGGCCCACCCCGGGAGAGAUUGCCUCUAAGGACCUGCAGGCACCCAAGAGAGCCGUCGCUAAGAAGGAUUCGAAGGAGAUCAGGGACGAGGAGAGCAAGGAGAACCAGAAGACAAAGUCGGACGACUCUGGAGAGGAGAAGAACAGGGAGGAUGACGCCCAGAGAUACGGUCAGAAGAAGCGAGGAAACAAACACAAGUGGGUCCCCCUGAUGAUCGAGGUCACGUCCGACGGGCCCAGAGAGCGGUCGGCCUCGAGGAGCAACGCCCGACAGAACGAGCCCGCCAAGACGCAUUCCGCCAGGAACGAUCUGAGGGACUGGCACAGCGGGAAGUACGAGCGGGAGUGGCGCGAUGACCAGGACGAGGUGUCGAGUGUGAAGAGCGAGGGGACCCCCUUCCGUGGCGGAUUCCGAGGGCGUGGCCGGGGCAGGGGGCGAGGACGGGGGCGUGGUCGGGGUGGAAGCAGAGGACAUUUUGAGUACGCCUAUGUGUACAAGCCCUACGAGGGAAAGGACGGGCUGUACAGCCAGAAGUUCAACAGCAGCGUGACCUAUUACUACGACCACAUGAGCAGCAGCGAGCUGUACACCGUGGACCAGGAGCUGCUGAAGGACUACAUCAAGAGGCAAAUUGAGUACUACUUCAGCGUCGACAACCUGGAGAGGGACUUUUUCCUGCGCAGGAAGAUGGACCAGGCCGGCUUUCUGCCCAUCACCCUCAUAGCCAGCUUCCACCGAGUCCAGGCCCUGACCACUGAGCUCAGCUUAAUCCUGGAGGCAUUGAAGGACAGCAAAGAGGUGGAGUGCGUUGACCUCAAGGUCCGUCCGAGGGUGGAGCCGGAGAAGUGGCCCCUCCCCGGCCUCUCUGCGCCCGAUCAAUCCCACACUGACUUCACGCAGCUCAUCCACUGUCCUGAGUUUGUCCCCCGCCAGGCCUCCCAAAACCAGACAGGGUCUCCAGUGCUGCCUGCCCCAGAGCCAGCCCGCGGUGAGGACCUCGGCUCCCUGAAGGCCACGCCCAAGGGGCUGUCCACCAGCCUGCCUGACCUGGACUCCGACUCCUGGAUAGAGGUGAAGAAGAGGCCACGCCCAUCACCUGCCAGACCCAAGAAGGCAGAGGAGUCCCGGCCGUCGGUGCAGUCAGGCCCCGCCCCCGGGGCUGAGCAGGAAGAGCCCGAGGAGCUGGACUUCCUGUUCGACGAGGAAAUGGAGCAGAUCGACGGCCGGAGAAACACCUUCACCGACUGGUCGGACGAGGAUUCCGACGGCGAGAUCGACGACCGCGAUGUGAACAAGAUCCUCAUCGUCACCCAGACGCCCCCCUACCUCCGCAAGCACCCGGGUGGCGACCGCACCGGCAACCACACCUCGCGCUCCAAACUGACAGCCGAGCUGGCCAAGGUCAUCAACGACGGGCUCUACUACUACGAGCAGGACCUGUGGGAGGACACCUACGAACCCGAGUAUGCCACCAUCAAGCAAGAAGUUGAGAACUUCAAGAAGGUGCAUCUGAUCACCCGGGAGCAGUUUGACUGCCUGACCCCGGAGCCGCCUAUCGACCCAAACCAGGAGGUGCCCCCUGGACCCCCCCGCCCCCAACAGAUCCCCACAGAUGCCUUGGCAAAUAAACUCUUUGGUGCCCCAGAGCCGACGACCAUCGCCCGCUCCCUCCCGACGACCGUGCCGGACUCCCCGACCUACCGGAGCGCCAGGACGCCCCGCACCCCCCGCACCCCGCGCCUGAAGGACCCCACGCAGACGCCCCGCUUCUACCCGGUGGUGAAGGAGGGGCGGCCGGUCGACGCUAAGACCCCGCGUAAGAGGAAAACCCGCCACAGCGCCAACCCUCCCAUGGAGAGCCACGUGGGCUGGGUGAUGGACUCCCGCGAGCACCGGUCCCGCACCACGUCCGUCAGUUCCAACGCCAGCCCCUCAGAGGGCACGCCGGCCCUGGGAAACUACACGCCCCAGUCCCUCCCCAAAUUCCAGCACCCGUCCCACGAGCUGCUUAAGGACAACGGCUUCACCCAGCAAGUGUACCACAAGUACCGGCGCCGCUGCCUGAACGAACGCAAGCGGCUGGGCAUCGGUCAGUCGCAGGAGAUGAACACGCUCUUCCGCUUCUGGUCCUUCUUCCUGCGGGACCACUUCAACAGAAAGAUGUACGAGGAGUUCAGGCAGCUGGCGGUGGAGGACGGGAAAGAGGGCUACAGGUACGGGCUGGAGUGCCUUUUCAGGUAUUACAGCUACGGGCUGGAGAAGAAGUUCAGGCCAGAGAUAUUCAAAGACUUCCAGGAGGAAACCAUGAGGGAUUUUGAAGCUGGCCAACUGUACGGUCUUGAGAAGUUCUGGGCAUUCCUUAAAUACUCCAAAGCAAAGAACCUGGAGAUCAACCCCAAACUGCAGGAAUGUUUAAGCAAUUUUAAACGUCUAGAGGAUUUCAGAGUUGAUCCGCCGAUGGAGGAUGGAGGUCGGAAGAGACACCCCUCCACUGGGGACGGACGCCGCCGCCACCCGUCCCACACCUCCGGCCGACCCUCCAACCAAUCAGGGUCCAGCUCGGUCCCGUCUCCGCAGGGCCUCCUGAAAGAGGACGCCAAAAUCCCAGCCCCAAGAGCCGUAGCGUCCGAGCAGAAACCGCAGCAGUGACCCACACCACCCUCAUGACCUCUCACCUCACUGUCUUUUUAAUCUGUCCUGCAGCCACAGGGGGGUCGCAACACUAAUGCAGACAUGCCCAUAACAGACAUGCCAGCGCUAACACAGACACGCCCAUAACAGAC